This is a messenger RNA of Pseudocercospora fijiensis CIRAD86, 750 nucleotides long. RefSeq lists its product as uncharacterized. Gene Ontology annotation, molecular function: TBP-class protein binding; RNA polymerase I core promoter sequence-specific DNA binding; RNA polymerase I general transcription initiation factor activity. The record is from RefSeq and is a predicted model, not a curated record. The transcript has a single exon. Gene Ontology annotation, biological process: nucleolar large rRNA transcription by RNA polymerase I; transcription initiation at RNA polymerase I promoter. Lineage: Eukaryota; Fungi; Ascomycota; Dothideomycetes; Mycosphaerellales; Mycosphaerellaceae. Gene Ontology annotation, cellular component: RNA polymerase I core factor complex. The annotation marks the transcript as partial.
AAUUUUCCCCAUGCCGCUGCGAAAGUCUCGCCCCAGCCUUCACUCUCCGUGGAAGCGGAACUUGCGCGCUCUAAUCCCCCCCUUUAUGCUCCGAAGCAGACCUCCGACCACCCUUCCACCUCCCUGAGACGCAAGCAUCUCGAUAACCUGGCAGCAAUUCUUCACAAGUGCAUGCUCAAUCAUGAUUGGCAGCGCGCCUCGAGGACCUGGGCCCUCAUUCUACGCACCUCUCUCGAUGGCAAUGCGCCCGACAUCAGGCUGCAUGGACGCUGGUUGAUUGCCGCUGAACUCUUGAUGCGACAGCCUAGUGCUGACGACCAGGAACAGCUGUCCUCGGCCUCUGCGCCUGUGUUCUCCGAUGAAGGCUUCAGACUGGCACGAGACUACUACGAGCGUCUCAUCCUGCAGUACCCGCACAGACACAACACCCCACCUUCUGCCUUCAGCGCCAAAGUGGUGUAUCCAGCGCUCUUCAAUGUGUGGAUCUACGAAGUCCAGCACCGCUCGAGGCGUGCUCGAAAAGCCAAUAAUGCCACAGCUCCCGAUGCAUCAGAGCUCGACGAAAUGCAAAGUCUCAAAAGCGACACCUCCGAGCAACGAAAGGCUCUUCAUCAGCUCAAGGCCAGAGAGCUAGCUGACGCUUUGCCCAUCUCACAUCGACUGGAUUCACUGAUCGACGCACCACCAUACGAUUCUAUGGCAGAACUCCUGGAAGUCAGAGCAGCGCUCAGCCUGUGGAUGUCAGACCUA